AUGAUAGAAAAGGAGAAAAUAAACACGACAUUGUCCGAGAAAGUCGUUCCGCAACGGCCAUUCGGGACAGCUGCCGAGCGAGCACGGCGCAGUCUCAAUGCUAAACUCUCCAAUCCAUUAGCUGGGUUCAGCCAUACCGAACUACGGAAUCAGGGGCGCAAGUUCGCUGAGCUUCACGAGAUGGGCGAUGAGUCUGAUAUCCGUGCUUUCGAGCUGGGUGCUGUGCUGGCACAGUCUCCGGAACGAUACGCCAAUGUCGCUGGUCUAACAAACCAGGAGAAGGCAGUAUUGGGUCGAGAGUUCACACAUCGCUGGUCACAACCAUGGAAAAUCUAUGCUGUCAUUACAUUGUGUUCUUUAUCUGCUACAGUUCAGGGAAUGGACCAAACGGUUGUCAACGGAGCCCAAAUAUUCUACAAACACCAAUUCGGCAUCGGCGAUGACUCCUCUCGGAGUGCCUGGCUCGUCGGUCUAGUCAACUCAGCGCCGUACCUCUGCUGCACCUUCAUCAGCUCCUGGCUAGCAGUCCCAUUCAACCACUGGUUCGGGCGCCGCGGCACAAUUUUCAUAGCAUGCUCGUUGUCUGCAAUAACUUGUCUCUGGCAGGGAUUUGUCUCAACCUGGUGGGCGAUGUUUGUUGCACGAUUCAUGCUAGGCUUCGGCAUCGGCCCCAAAUCAGCAACUGUGCCGAUAUACGCAGCCGAAACAGCGCCGCCGUCCAUCCGUGGUGCAUUGGUCAUGCAGUGGCAGGUGUGGACGGCCUUUGGGAUCAUGGUCGGCUAUGCGGCAGACCUUAUCUUUUACAAUGUCGACUCGAGUGCCAUCGUCGGCCUGAAUUGGCGCUGUAUGAUGGCCUCGGCGAUGUUCCCGGCUCUGGUGGUUUGCUGUUUUGUCUUCGCUUGCCCCGAGUCACCGCAUUGGUACAUGCGACAGAAGCAAUAUUACCGUGCUUACAGGUCUAUCUGUACGCUGCGGAACCAUAAAAUCCAGGCCGCUCGUGACCUGUACUAUAUGCAUACCCUGCUGGAGGCUGAGGAUAGUAUGAAGCUUGGGCGUAGCAAGAUGCUGGAACUGAUUAAAGUCCCACGGAAUCGGCGAGCGAUGUUGGCGUCUCAGAUUGUUAUGUUUAUGCAGCAGUUCUGUGGCGUCAACGUUAUUUCAUACUAUUCUUCCGAGAUAUUUCUUGAGGCCAACUUCUCUCCACCGGCCGCCCUGGCCGCCUCAUUAGGCUGGGGACUGAUCAACUGGCUCUUAUCAAUACCAGCAAUCUACACAAUCGACACAUUCGGCCGACGUAAUCUCCUGUUACUCACCUUCCCACUCAUGUCAAUGGCAAUUUUAUUCACAGGAUUCAGCUUCUGGAUCCCGGAGAGCAGCCACAGCGCACGUCUCGCCUGCAUCGCUUUAGGAACAUAUCUUUUCGGCGUGGCCUACUCACCUGGCGAAGGGCCCGUGCCAUUAACAUACACAGCCGAAGUAUACCCGCUGUAUGUCCGGUCAUACGGAAUGGCGCUAGGCACGGCAACGAUGUGGUUCUGUAAUUUCAUCCUAGGCGGGACAUGGCCGUUACUGCGCGCUGCUUUUACAACACAGGGGGCAUUUGCUUGGCAUGCGAGCUGGUGUGUGGUUGGAUGGUGGAUGGUGCUUUUGUUUAUGCCUGAGACAAAAGGGAAGACUCUUGAGGAGUUGGAUCAGGUAUUUUCUGUGCCGACGAGGGUCCAUGCGCGGUAUGGGUUGAGGCAAAUUGGGUAUUUCUUCAAGCGAUAUCUGUUCAGGAGGGAUGUUAAACCGGAAGUUCUUUAUGAGAGGGAGGAAUUGGUUAAGGCUCAGGAUGUGGGAUUUAAUGCUUGA
Messenger RNA from Penicillium expansum, 1851 nucleotides. RefSeq names its product Major facilitator superfamily domain, general substrate transporter. Gene Ontology annotation, molecular function: myo-inositol:proton symporter activity. Gene Ontology annotation, cellular component: membrane. Gene Ontology annotation, biological process: transmembrane transport. The record is from RefSeq and is a predicted model, not a curated record. NCBI's taxonomy places the organism in Eukaryota, Fungi, Ascomycota, Eurotiomycetes, Eurotiales, Aspergillaceae. The coding region runs from base 1 to 1851 and encodes 616 amino acids. The transcript is spliced from 4 exons.